Sorghum bicolor (sorghum) is the source of this 1697-nucleotide messenger RNA. Its product is annotated as aminoacylase-1. Gene Ontology annotation, cellular component: cytoplasm. Gene Ontology annotation, molecular function: aminoacylase activity. Gene Ontology annotation, biological process: amino acid metabolic process. The record is from RefSeq and is a predicted model, not a curated record. The transcript is spliced from 5 exons. NCBI's taxonomy places the organism in Eukaryota, Viridiplantae, Streptophyta, Magnoliopsida, Poales, Poaceae. Bases 68 to 1441 code for a protein of 457 amino acids.
CACCCUGCAUCCCCAGCCGUCGCCACUCGCUGCCAGUGACCCAGCCACCACAACCCCUCUCAUCGCCAUGGGAACCAAGAAUCUUACACGGAACCGCCCCGCUUCCAUGGCGACGGCGUCCACCACGCUGCUCCUCUCCCUCGCCCUCCUCGCCUUCGCCUGGGCGGCAUCGCCGUCGCCGGAUGCGGAGGCGAUCUCCCGGUUCCAGGAGUACCUCCGCAUCGACACGGCGCAGCCGGCGCCCGACUACGCCGCGGCCGUGGCCUUCCUCCGGAACCAGGCCUCCGAGGCCGGGCUCGAGGCGCGCACGCUCGAGCUCGUCGCCGGGAAGCCCCUGCUUCUGCUGCGGUGGCCCGGGCGGCGGCCGUCGCUCCCCUCCGUACUCCUCAACUCCCACACUGACGUCGUGCCGUCGGAGCCGAGCAAGUGGGACCACCCGCCCUUUUCCGCCGCCCUCGAUGAGGCGUCCGGUCGCAUCUAUGCGCGAGGCUCCCAGGACAUGAAGUGCGUGGGGAUGCAGUACCUUGAAGCCAUCCGCCGACUCCGUUCUUCAGGAUUUAUUCCAGAUCGAACUAUUCAUGUAAUAUUUGUUCCUGAUGAGGAGAUUGGUGGGCAUGAUGGUGUUGAGCUGUUUGUUUCAUCUAAGGAGUUCAAAGAUAUGAAUGUGGGGUUAGUGCUUGACGAAGGGCUUCCAUCUCCUGGGGAGGAGUAUCGGGUGUUCUAUGCAGAGCGUAGCCCCUGGUGGCUUACCAUAAAAGCAAAGGGUGCACCAGGGCAUGGUGCAAAGUUGUAUGAUGGCAGUGCAAUGGAGAAUUUAAUGAAAAGCGUGGAGGCUAUCAGGAGAUUCAGAACAUCGCAGUUUGAUUUAGUGAAGUCUGGGCAGAAGGCUGAAGGGGAUGUUGUGUCAGUGAAUUUUGCAUACCUGAAGGCUGGCACACCGACACCAACGGGUUUUGUCAUGAAUCUCCAACCAUCUGAAGCACAGGUAGGUCUUGACAUCCGGAUGCCUCCUGAUGUUCAUACUGAAGCACUGGAGAGGCGCCUUAUUGAAGAAUGGGCACCUUCCUCACGCAACAUGACCUUCGAGUUUAAACAGAGGGGUUCUGUCCUGGACAACUUUGGGAAGCCAGCCUUCACACCUGCUGACAGCUCGAACCCAUGGUGGCCAGUGCUUGGAGAAGCUGUUAAGAAAGCUGGCGGUAAACUCGGUAAACCGGAGGUAUUUCCUGCCUCUACAGAUGCUCGCUACUUCCGGAAGAUUGGUUUACCAGCAUUCGGUUUCUCUCCUAUGGCAAACACACCAGUAUUGCUCCACGAUCACAACGAGUUCCUAAGCAAAGACGAGUAUAUCAAAGGAAUUGGGGUAUACGAGUCGAUCAUCAGGGAGCUGGCCACUCACAACGAUGAAGCCAGAGACGAAGAAUCGAGGGCAGAGCUAUGAGAUGACCUUACCCUCGAUGCAAUUCUUGAAGCUCAAAUGGAGCACUGAAAUCAUGUUUGGGCAAAGCUGCUGAUUACGUGUCUGCUCCAACGGCAAAACUGAAACAGUGAACACGAUUACAUGAACCUUGUACAUUUUCAGUAAAAUUAAACACUCUGAAUAAUCCAUACUGCAGCUGCGGUUUCGCCGUUGCAUAAACCUAGCACUAUGCACUGAACUUUUUCUGCUAAUAUCCUGUUCUGUUUUAUGCUUGUGA